AAGUCCCGGGAUGCACCGGCGCAGCCGCGCCUGCGCGGAAAGCCUUCCUCUGAUCACAGCAAGGCCUUGGGUUGACCUACAUCAGGGUAAAGAAGAUGGCGGCACCGGCUCGGUUUGGUUUGAAGGUUCGUUACUUCAGCACUACAGUGGUCAAACCAGUGAGCAAACUGGUGAUGCCACCUAUUCAAGUCUAUGGAGUUGAAGGUAGAUAUGCCACAGCUUUGUACUCUGCUGCCAGCAAGCAGAAGAAACUGGACCAAGUAGAGCAGGAACUACACAAGAUAGUUUCAAUACUGAAAGAUCCCAAGUUCUAUGGAGUGGUCAACAAUCCCCACAUUAAGCGCAAUAUCAAGCAAAAAACUGUGAAUGACGUGCUGUUGAAGCAGAAGAUUUCCCCAAUCAUGCUCAACCUUGUCAAUUUGUUAGCUGAGAAUGGACGGUUGCGCCAGACCCCUGAUGUUGCUACUGCUUUUAGUAAGAUCAUGAGUGCACAUCGUGGGGAAGUUCUCUGCUCAGUCACUACUGCUCAGCCCCUGGAUGAAGCAAAUCUUUCCGAGCUAAAAUCUGCUCUUACUGGUUUUCUAAAAAAAAGUGAAACCCUGAAAUUGGAGACCAAGACUGAUCCUUCAAUCCUGGGUGGAAUGAUUGUCAGUAUUGGUGAUAAGUACGCUGAUAUGUCCACAAAAACCAAGAUUCAAAAACUCAGCAAACUGAUAAAUGAAGCUGUAUAAGAGUAUCACCUGAAUCUGAGCAAUUUCCUGUUGGAAAUUAUUGUAAAUCUGCUCCACUAUGUGUACAGUGAUCACUGUCUGUGUGAUUGGCUUUCAUUAGUGUACAAAAAGUUUAAUAAAAGUAUCCUUGAAACUG
Carcharodon carcharias (great white shark) is the source of this 867-nucleotide messenger RNA. It is a transcript of the gene atp5po, whose product is annotated as ATP synthase peripheral stalk subunit OSCP. Gene Ontology annotation, biological process: proton motive force-driven mitochondrial ATP synthesis. Gene Ontology annotation, molecular function: proton-transporting ATP synthase activity, rotational mechanism. The transcript is spliced from 7 exons. The record is from RefSeq and is a predicted model, not a curated record. NCBI's taxonomy places the organism in Eukaryota, Metazoa, Chordata, Chondrichthyes, Lamniformes, Lamnidae. Bases 96 to 731 code for a protein of 211 amino acids.